Penicillium paradoxum is the source of this 477-nucleotide messenger RNA. RefSeq lists its product as uncharacterized. NCBI's taxonomy places the organism in Eukaryota, Fungi, Ascomycota, Eurotiomycetes, Eurotiales, Aspergillaceae. The transcript has a single exon. Bases 1 to 477 code for a protein of 158 amino acids. The record is from RefSeq and is a predicted model, not a curated record.
AUGUUUUUCAAACUCUUUCGGUCCAGAGAGAGUAGGCGAAGACGACAACAGGAAGAACAAGCAGCUCAGCAAGCUAUACCCGCAGCAUCCAAGCCAGCCUACGUUCCAUGGGAUGCCGCCUCGUCUAGCUAUGCGCCAUCUAGUACCGCUGAAACCCUGAAAGGCAAAGAAGGAGACAAUACAGCUGGCCUGGGACAGCCAGAAGAGCCAAGGAUUCAGCCAGCUGCGCUCAAGCCGCUUUCUGUUCCAGCGAACAUCGCUCCGGCUAGGCAGGCACCGUCCACUACCCGUGCUAGAACCAAUUACUACGCCGGGUCUGGCAGUAGGCACCGAAGUUCCGGGGGUGGUGGCAGCUCCUCGGGCGGUGGUUAUUCUGGCGGUUUUAGUAGCAGUGAUUCUGGUGGUGGAAGUUCUGGAAGCUGCGGAGAUGGAGGUGGCGGAGGUGGUGGUGGAGGAGACGGAGGUGGUGGAUGCUAG